CUCCCGGGACCAGUCGUGAUACCGCAAGCAUCUCCAGGCCCAGGCCAGCCCUUCACGCGCGCAUAUGCUCCCAUCCUAGCCGAGCACGGAGUCCCAAUGCAAGCUUUUGUGGAGCUGAUUGACAACUUCAACAUUGUGUCCAAUAGCAGCCCACCGCUUCAGAUCCUCGAUCUGGCUAGCGGUGCUAUCAGCUUCGUACCAAUCCCACAUGCAAGGCUUGUAGGCUACGGCGUGUCCGCUGCCAUCAAAGUUGGCGAAGGGGUAGUGUCGAAGAGUAGAGGUGGCAUGUUCAUCAAGAAAGUAAAUCUGGAAUUCUUCAAUCCGCGAGGCCUCAGGAUUGAGCUUGCCACCAGCAAAGCGCUGAAGGCGAAGCUCGGCAUGGACCCCGAGGUGCCACUCGCUGCCCCAAUAGCCGCGUCCAACGAUAUGAGUAGCGUUCAGCGGAGGAUGGCUAGCCUACAGGGCCGCGUCGCACCUUUGACGUUCGAUGUACCGCUACCAAGUAAGCCCACCAAGUUCCUCGACAGGCUCUGCCUGAUGCAGCAGAGGAAGAACGCGGAAAGACAGGAAAGGAAAGCGCAGGAGAGUCGGCUGGACUAUGCAAGCAAGAGCGCCGAGAUUGAAAAAAAGCUGCUCGAAGAACGGUCGAAACACGGCGAAGAGCUGCAGAAACUCAACGUCGAGCGUCAGAAGCUGGAACAUGAGCGAGACAAGGAAAUGCAGAAGGCGCAGCGGGAACGCAAGCCGGAGAAACGGGCAGAGAGGGAGACGGAGGCCAUGGCGGACUUCCGAAAGGAAAUGAGGAAGUUGGACGAGGAGUACGAUAAAAUCCGCGGUAAGCAUGAUGAGGAGGUACGUCAUCAUGAAGGUGACAGGAGGAAGGAGGAUAAGGAAGGUCGGCAAGGGGAUAAGAUUCAGUGGAUGCUGAUUGAG
Baudoinia panamericana UAMH 10762 is the source of this 933-nucleotide messenger RNA. RefSeq lists its product as uncharacterized. The transcript has a single exon. The record is from RefSeq and is a predicted model, not a curated record. Lineage: Eukaryota; Fungi; Ascomycota; Dothideomycetes; Mycosphaerellales; Teratosphaeriaceae. The annotation marks the transcript as partial.